AUGGAGAUUCGAGUGAAGUGUGGGUGUGGAGAAGACGAGUGUAGCGAGUGGACGAUCGUAGAACUCCAAGGCGUCGUCGAGACUCAAUCUUCGUUCCAAGGUUCUGUUCAGAGUCUCGAGAUCGGUCGUCUCUGUCACUCAGAUUCUUCCCAGUACACGUUCACGGUGGGUUACCAUGAACUCACGGGCUCUAAGGUGACUCUGAAGAAGCCAUUGUUGGUUUUGAAGAAGCUUCAAAAGUGUACGGAUGGUUCGUCUCAGAAAGAAACGGAACUGGAAGUUGUCGGGAUUAUAAGAUCAAAGAUCUUGUUUAAGACCAGACCCAAGCCUCUCUUUUCCGGAACAAGCGGAAAGUGA
Molecule: messenger RNA, 357 nt
Organism: Eruca vesicaria subsp. sativa (arugula)
Lineage: Eukaryota; Viridiplantae; Streptophyta; Magnoliopsida; Brassicales; Brassicaceae
Source: the annotation of a GenBank genome assembly